UCUGCAGUGGCUGCAGAGACACCUGAGCUCCGCGUGUUAAAAACACGCAGCGGCACGUGCACGAGCAGUCACGCAGCGGUGCGGGAACAGGAAGAGGAAGCUCCAGUCUAUCUCCUCUCCUCUCCUCCGGUGUGUCGGUGGUGUCAGCUCUCUCAGCCCGAACAUGCUCCGGUACUUCGGACAGAUUCUCCCCCGGGCAGCCGGCGGCUUCCUGCCCGCAGACAGCGCGCUGCCGGCGGCCGCCGCCCUGCUGCGCUGCCGCGGCUACAGCCAGGCCGUGGACCGGGACGACGACCCGAACUUCUUCACCAUGGUGGAGGGCUUCUUCGACCGGGGCGCCGCCAUCGUGGAGGACCAGCUGGUGGAGGACGUGCGGAGCCGGGAGAGUCCGGAGCAGAAGAGGAAGCGGGUCCGCGGGAUUCUGCGGAUCAUCAAGCCGUGUAACCACGUCCUGAGCGUCAGCUUCCCGAUCCGGAGGGACGGCGGCGAGUGGGAGGUGAUCGAGGGCUACCGGGCCCAGCACAGCCAGCACCGGACCCCCUGCAAGGGAGGUGAGAGCGCCGGUACCGGCACCGGGAUCAGGACUGUCUGGGGGAGCAACUAAGUACUUUAAGUCAAGUUUAUAGUGCAGCACAUUUCAUACAGUAACUCCGGGUCCUGUACUCAUUAAUACAUGGAAAACAGCAGAACAUUAAGAUACAUCAAAAAUAAGAGAAUAAAACAUGAAAAUACAUUUAAAAAGUACUCAAGUAUUGUGAUUAAGUACAAUGUUGAGGUACUUGUACUUCAGUUUCUUUUAAAAACUAAAACUCAGAUUCUAAAAACACAAAUGAGACUCAGAAAGAGAGAAAUGUUUUCUUACUGCUGGAGAUUCAUCUGAAAACGGAAUGAGUGGUACUAUACUAUACUCAAGUACAAUUUCCAUGUGAUGCUACUUUAUACUUCC
Messenger RNA from Thunnus maccoyii (southern bluefin tuna), 946 nucleotides. RefSeq names its product glutamate dehydrogenase 1, mitochondrial-like. Gene Ontology annotation, molecular function: L-glutamate dehydrogenase (NAD+) activity. Gene Ontology annotation, cellular component: mitochondrion. The transcript has a single exon. Bases 164 to 604 code for a protein of 146 amino acids. Lineage: Eukaryota; Metazoa; Chordata; Actinopteri; Scombriformes; Scombridae. Gene Ontology annotation, biological process: L-glutamate catabolic process. The record is from RefSeq and is a predicted model, not a curated record.